Messenger RNA from Baudoinia panamericana UAMH 10762, 3891 nucleotides. RefSeq lists its product as uncharacterized. The transcript has a single exon. NCBI's taxonomy places the organism in Eukaryota, Fungi, Ascomycota, Dothideomycetes, Mycosphaerellales, Teratosphaeriaceae. Gene Ontology annotation, molecular function: U2 snRNA binding; protein binding. Gene Ontology annotation, cellular component: nucleus; U2 snRNP. The record is from RefSeq and is a predicted model, not a curated record. The coding region runs from base 1 to 3891 and encodes 1296 amino acids. Gene Ontology annotation, biological process: mRNA splicing, via spliceosome.
AUGGACCAGACACUACCUGCUGGAAUUCUUACAAAGACGUUGGUCAGAAGUCCUGUGGUGCAUUGGUUAUUGCAUGCCAGGCUCCGCGACGGCUAUCUGAAUGAUGUGGUGUUUGUCGGCUCAGACUUCAUUCAUGUCAAGCAUAUCGGCCAUGAAGGGCGGCUGCAGCACCUCGCCACGAAGGAUGAUUUCGACGCUCAGAUUCGAAGCGCGAAGGUCCUCAACAUCGAACAGAGUACACCAGAGGAGGAGUUGCUGGUCAAAGCCGAGAGAGGCAAUACUUCAACCAAAUCCACCAAGACACCGCCGGACUGCAUAUUACUGACCUUGUCCACCAACGACGUGCUCUUUCUCUAUCUCGACUCCAGCGAAGAUGGAUCUUUCCAAUUCAUCCAUCAAGCCUGCCCUUUACCGAGAUUUGAUCGAACCCUUUUCCAACCGGGUCAGCACCUUGCCGUCGAUCCGCAAUCGAGAGCACUGGCCGUGGCAGCACUUGAGCGGCAGGUCGUAUUAUAUUCAUUGAAACGCAAGGACAGAAUACAGCAUGAGCUGCAGACGAAGAAUCCCGACUGGUGUCCCGUCGCUACCGAGAGGCAGCUGCAAGUGCAAGGUGUCAUUCAGCAUAUGGAGUUUCUCAUCCCUCCCGAGAGGGACGAGGAUCAUAUCAUACUCCUGCUUAUCCUUACCGAUCAGAGAAGAAAUUUCGCUGUAUACUAUGACUGGUACUAUACGUCCGACAUUCAUCAUGCCCAGGCUCACACUCCGCACCCGCUGUCAACAGCGAACACCGUCAUCAGCUUGCUUAUACCACUCCAGAACGCUGCCUUCCUCCUCAUCAGUGGCAGCAGCAUCAUUAGGUGCGAGGACAUAUUAUCUGGCUCGCUGCAUGAAACGUCCUGCGAAGACAUGGACUUAGACGCAAGGUGCGCAGGACUGUCACCUAUGGAACCGGUUUGGACGAGCUGGUGCCGCCCGCAGCGAAAUCGUGCAGCGGCUCGGAACAAAGAUCACAUCUAUCUGAUCCGCGAAGACGGCUUGGUUUUCCUGCUCCACGCAGCCGUAAACAGUGGCCUUACAGCAGACCGCGCUGGCCACUUUGACUGUCAUGUUGGCACGGCGUUUGCCUCUCUUGGUGGGCCAGACGAUCCAGACAUCCUUGCGGUUGCUGGUGAAAUGAGCACGGGGCGCGUAGUGGCUAUCGGGCACUUUCCAACAAGGAAUGGCAGGGUCAACGAACUCAGUAGGCUUGAUACGAUGAGUUUGGAGCUCAUCCAGACGAUCCCGAACUGGGCUUCUGUAACAGACAUGGUUGCCACCAGGUUACCGCAGUCGCAUGGAAGGUCAGCUCGCUCGAGAGACGGACUGUUCGUUACCUCAGGACGCGAGCCGUACGGCAGUAUCACCGAGCUGCGUUUCGGUCUGGAAGCUCGUCUAUCAACCUUCUUUACCUUGGAGAACCUACAUGUGGUGACCUCAAUGUGGUCACUACCUCUAGCCUCCGAUGGCUCGCUCCUAAUCGUACUGGCAACCCCUACAUCGACCCGUUUCUUGCAGAUUCCUGAGGACGAUGAUCCUGCAGAGCUCGGUCCAGACGAUGUCUCUGCGCUUGAUGCGGACUACCGCACACUUGCAGCAGCUUCGACGGUCGACACACAGCUUGUACAAGUCACCGAUAAAGGCAUCGCUGUGACUGGCAGCUUGAUCGCUAACUUCGAAGACACCAUUCAUAGGCGUUGCACAAGCGAGGAGACGAUCGUCGCCGCAGUAAUUGACACUAGCUUUUCCCGAAUCUAUACAGCUGAGGUAAAAAAUGGAGAAUGCAUUCUCUGUGCCACUACGAUUCCGCCCGUGGACGCCGAAGACAGCGAUGUCAACACUUUGGACCCGCACAAGGUUGCAAGUUUACCAUCACCACCUCUAGCACUUGCUGUGGAUCGUGCUCAAGGGCAGCUAUUCAUGGUCGUUGCAACGGCUGAAGAUGGCAUUCUGUGCUUGACGGGUGAUAGCGAGACUGCGCUGAGCGAAGCCUGCCGCAUCUCCACAAACGAGGAUACGGAAAAUCGCACACCGUGCGAUAACCUUGCCAUUCUAUGCACAACGGAGAGUGACCGCGUUCUGGUUGUCUGCGGGCUGCGUGACGGCAGGCUGCUGUGCUCAACCAUCGAAGUUGACCAAUACAAGGUUUUGCGCUGCGCAGAUACGCAUGUCUCCGGGUUCAGCCACAGCAGCGUCAGGCUGGCUUCUCUUCCAGGCAGGCCGCAUCAGGCCUAUGCUAUGAGCAGUACAGAUACUUGUCUCCUCAGCUGGACGGGUGGUAGCGCAAAGUCAAUGAUCAUUGACAAUAUCUGGGUCGUUGACAAAGAACAGCCAGAGCUCGCGCAGGGUCAACUAUCCGCAUGUGCACAAUGGCCACCACCCGACCAUAUCGACUCCGAUGAAGGCGAGACCAUGAUGCUUGUUAUGGGCGACGAGUUCAUGAUGGUGGAAUUGGAUCGGAUGCCGUCAGCGGUAGCCCGACAGCUUCCCGUCAGUGGUACACCGACCCGUGUCAUAUACGCAGAGCAACACAGGAGUCUCGUCGUGGCGUCUAUUAGGACUACAAUCAGAACCAUACCAACAGCGGCAUCUCGCGCAGAGGAGAAGCGGCAGAUCUGGCCUGCAAUCGACUUCAUUCCCUCCCGGGCGAACGAGCCGUCUUUCACAUUCGACAUGCAGCCUGGCGAGCGUGUCUUCAGCCUACUUGAGUGGUCUUUCACCGCGGACAACAAGACGUACUCGUUCGUUCUCAUCGGCGGAAGCUACAUUCGCAGAUCUGGAGCACAAGGUGGAAGGGUGACCUUCCUCCAACCCAGACUGCGCAAUUGGGAAGUCGUCACUGCCGAAAUGGGCACGGUCAUCAAACUUGAUGACCCGGUGUACGCACUGUCGCUAUUUGACGAGCUGACAUUCGUGGUAUGCUACGGCACACUGAUCUGCUUGUAUCGCUUUGAUUCGGGAGCCAGCAAGUGGGAGCCGCUGUGUGUGCCAUACAAGCUUGCAAGUCCGGGUGUGUACGUGUCGGUGGAUGCAGCAAUCAUCGCUAUCUCGACUAUGAGCGACUCGCUUGUGAGAUUGCGACUGAGUACGGACCGCACGGAAGCCCAAGGCCGACCGCGCCUGCGCGUUGUUGAGACUGCACCGCAAGGCCACAGCUCCCUAAGCCACCUGAUACUGGACCUAGGCGACGAGAGUAAGCCACGCCUCAGUUUGCUGUCGACGAAAUACGGUCAGCUUGUGGGAAUGACAGCGCAUCCGACGGUUGCGGAUGGAGAAGCAACCCUUCCUACUGCCUCCAACAUCAUCUUCGAAGCUCGCUCACCUCGCUCAUUUAUGCGACUACGACAAGCCAACGUGCGCCCGAAGUGGAAGCCUUCGCCGCCCACUGGCGUCUUGCUCAAUGACAUCGUAGCGGCAGCGGUCGAUGGCACUUUAAUCGGAGUGGCCGUGCUUGACGAGCGACUCUGGCGACGCCUUUCGUGGUUGCAAAGACUAUGCGAGUGGAACGGGCUUAUCUCACCGCACUCGUACGAAAGCCCGCUGUACGACCUCUCCGAGUCCGGCUUCGCGCGAGAUCAGAGGGCCUUGCCUAUGGGCUUUAGCUCCAAGUUGUCAAGGAAUGAGAUUGUGGUACGGACUACUGUACCGACACCGGUCGACAAGCAUAUUGAUGGCGACGUUCUCGCGCGGCUAUUCAGUCAUGGAGGCGCUAGGACCUUGCGUACGAUUCUGCGGCAAACGGCGGAGCGCGAAGAUAGAAUCGGCGCGUGGAUGCGUGAGCAUCUGGAUGAGGAACUCGAUGCUGUCGACGAUAUGAUGAGCAUAGUGCAGCAUUUGUUGGACGGCUGGUUGUGA